AACCCCUUGAACAGUAGUGUACUGGAAUUCUUUAGUUAAUCCUUCUUGUGUUAUGUGUUUCUGUAGAGCUGAUGGCCGAGGCGCGUGUCAUGGAUCAGAUGAGCAGUGGGGACAGCUCCUCAGAUUCCCACAGUUCCUCAUCCUCCAGUAGCGGGGACAGCUCCAGCAGCAGUGACUCAGAGGAUCGCCCCCCACAUAAUUUGGCCCCAGCUCCCCCCCAGAGCACCUCUGCUCUCAACACAUCUCAAAGCCGUGUGGAGGAGAGCAGCGGGCAUUUAAUGAACACACUUAAAAAUGAUCUCCAGUUGAGUGAGUCUGGGAGUGAAAGUGACGAUGACUAACUGCAAAGACGUGUGGGACACCUGAUGCUGAAAGAGGGUCAGGUGUUCAGGAAGUGUUUUCACUAGUUAACUUUGUGAUACCUGAAUCCAAAUCCCUGUCAACUUCUCAGUUAGGAAAUCUUUUUUUCCCCCCCAGUAAUACUUGGAUCAGCAAAAGCUGUGCAAUUGGACACAUUGCUGGGGGGGUUUCUGUAUUGGUAAAUUAAGAAAAAGUAUUUAUUUUGUUGAGAAUGCUACUGCAUAGAUGUUAGUUUUAUAGGAAUGUCCUAUAAUUGCUUCCUCAGAGGUUAUAGAAAUAUAUCUGUUUGUGAAAUAACUGUUUAGAAAGGUCACCAUGGUCGUCUUAUAAUAUAUACAUAAUUUUUUUUUUUUUUUUAGGCUUAAAAUACU
Messenger RNA from Sinocyclocheilus grahami, 731 nucleotides. RefSeq names its product ELL-associated factor 2-like. The transcript has 2 exons. The record is from RefSeq and is a predicted model, not a curated record. NCBI's taxonomy places the organism in Eukaryota, Metazoa, Chordata, Actinopteri, Cypriniformes, Cyprinidae. Bases 72 to 341 code for a protein of 89 amino acids.